Molecule: messenger RNA, 4294 nt
Organism: Pieris napi
Lineage: Eukaryota; Metazoa; Arthropoda; Insecta; Lepidoptera; Pieridae
Product: RAB11-binding protein RELCH-like
Exons: 16
Coding region: 783-4217 (1144 amino acids)
Biological process (GO): intracellular cholesterol transport
Cellular component (GO): recycling endosome; trans-Golgi network
Molecular function (GO): protein binding
Source: RefSeq, a predicted model, not a curated record
AUGCAUUUUCAUUUGUAACAGAACUUAUGGCCAGACUAGUUAUAAUUUAAUAAAUAGUAACGCGAUAGAGAUAAUACUUUAUCCUAUCUGUUUAAAUACCUUAAUUCACAUCAUUUGUGUUUCUGUAAAGAUUCAUUAGGUGUUGGCCAUAAAAUACUCGUAGAAUAUGGAUAAUAUUAGUUUAAAAUAUUACUAAAGUACCGUGUUGGGUUAAACAUAUGUUUUGAUAACAUUAUUAUGUCUAUUUUAUAAUAAUAAGUACCGUCUAUAUUGCAUUUAUUGUUUUAUUACACAUUUACUUAUUAUGAUUAUAGGCAUUGUUUAAAGUAAUUUAAAUAGUAUUGGAAAUUUUCCCUUCUCGUGUAAGAUUUUAUUCUGGCAUAGGACUUUGUGAUUUGUCUAACUUAUAGUCUUUGGUUCAACGUCAAAUAUUAAAAUAACAUCUGUCAACGACUACUGUACAAAAGUUAACUGUCUCUACUGUCUACAAUCCGCUUUCAAAAGUCAAAAUACAAGUAAAUGGAAAUAAAUAUAUUUAAUGUUUUUAUUGAAAUAAAAAUAUUGCAUUGUGAUGUUUUUAUGCAACGAUAUAAUCCUAUGAAGCCCAUUCAAUUCUAAAUUAAAAAAUCAACUGCUUUGGUAAAGUUCAUGUGUUAGAUGGUGAGAAAACAGAAGUGGUUUAACUUUCAUCUACUAAAGCAAACCAAAGAAAUGUUUUGACUCAUCAAUAAUUAUAAUUUGAAGUUUUUUAAUGAACAAAAUAAAGCUGAUAACUAAUCACAAUGAAUCCGUAUAAGGAUUUGGAAGAUAAUUCAUUUUCUGCGGCUCCUCAUCUUGCUUACGAGGAUAUCGCAACUAAAUUGUUAAAAGAUCACUUCUUUUUGACGGCGUUAGAACUUCACACGGAGUUGGUUGAAAGUGGGAAAGAACUUCCGCAGUUACGAGAAUUUUUUUCGAACCCUGGAAAUUUUGAACAACAUGUUUCAAGAGCAUCAGAAAUGAAUUCCAUGUAUCGUACACCUAGCCUAGCAACACUAGAUUCUCUGGAUACAGCAAGAUAUUCAGAAGAUGGCGGUGGUGAUAGAGCAGGAAGUGGUGGUGAUAUAGCUGUUCUAGAGUUUGAGUUAAGAAAAGCAAAAGAAACCAUCAAUUCACUAAGAGCAAACCUUACUCAGUUUGCCGAUGGGGAGUCAACAUUAGAUAAAAGUGUAAAAGAUAACUUUAAUCAAAAAUCACUUAAGCCACAUGAAAAAAGAGCUCUUAACUUUUUGAUAAAUGAGUACUUGUUACUUCAAGAUUACAAAUUGACGAGUAUAACAUUUUCAGAUGAAAAUCCUGAUCAGGAAUUUGAAGAUUGGGAUGAUGUUGGCUUAAACAUGCCCAGGCCACCUGGUUUAAUACCUUUAUUUAGGGGCAGUAAUACUAUAUUGAAUCCACCUAAAUGCGAUGCUGCCACACAGUAUGACAGUGAUUAUUUUUCUGAUGCCGAGUGUCAGACAGAAGGCGAUGAAAAUAUUUGUGUCAGUUGUCAGACCUCUUUUGAACAUGAAACUGAUUUGAAUCAUGAGUUACUCAUACAAGCUGAAGAAAUAAAUCUAUUGAAACAAAAAAUAAUCGCAUUAGAAACUGAAAAAUUAAAUUUCCAAAAAUUAUAUGACGCUGCUGUUGUGAGUCUGAAUUCGUUAACAAGUCCAAUAUCGGAGAAACAAAGUAUAGAACUUCAAAUUCCAAGUGAAAAGCUAAAUUUGAUAAGAGAUCCUGAAGAUCAGAGACCCAUCACUUGUAUGGCAUCUGAGAACCAUUAUGGCAGCAGUAAUUCGACGCAUAGCGCAACGCCCGAUCAGUUUGAAAUGAUCGAAAACGAAAAACAUUGUUCAUCGAUUAAGAAAGAAGGUUCUAAUACAAGUUCUUUCGAGCCAGCAAUGGUCGAUAAUAGCGGGAGACCCACCCCAACCCGUAGAGGUAGCGUGAACACAUUGGAUGAUACACUCAGUAUGAAUGAUGCAGAAUGGACGCGGCUGCAUUAUGAAUAUAAUGUCCUGGAUAGCUCAAAGGAAAUGUGGAUUGACAGCGCGAUACCAAAUAGCUUAAAAGAGUCAUUAUUAAACUGGUGCAAUGAAUCGCUUGAAGUCAAUGAACCACUCUCGAACGAUCUUCUGACAGAUUUAGUGAACAAUGAGAAACCUGUGGUGUUGCCAGCGCUGUUGCAACUCGUUGCUGAUACAUUACCGAGGAUUCUUCCGCACAUAUUAAUAGGCCGCCGGAGUGAGUCCGCUGCAUUAUUAUCUGCUGCGAUAAUUCUUCUGCCACCCGCAGAUACGAGAAGGGCAAAAUUGAUACAUACCCUUCUUACGCUAUUUAAAAAACCCGACCCGCCGGACGCAAAGAUUAUAUGUGAAGCUACCUGUCUCAUAGUAAAAUGGGGUGGGAGCGGCGAAGUACUAUCCUCUAUAGCUGAACUUUUAGCCUCUAGAUCAACUGAACGUCGAGUUUUGGCAAGUCAAAUAUGCUUGGCCAUUGCCCCAUACGUCCCUAUAGAACUCUGUACCUCUCUACUCCUGAGUUUAGUUGGACUUAUGUGCGAAUCUACUGAAAUCGAAAUACGAUCUUUGGGCUUAAAAGCAGCGUGCUUGAUUUGCCCUAUAGCGGAACAUAAGUAUGGGCAGUUGGAGAAUAUUUUGUUCAGUUUUCUAAAGGAUCCGGUGGAUUUAAUUGUUAAGGAUACAGUGAGGGUGUAUGUUCCGGUGCUGGCCCGGACUUCGCUCAUAGCUGGAAAAUUCUCGUCGUCGCUAUAUACCCGUAUAAUUUCGAAUUUAGUGAAAUCUACAAACGAUGGUGAAUGGAAAGAUGCCCUUCUAUACUUAAACAUACUAAGAUCCCUAGUGUUGGCGAAAUUAGUAUAUGUUAUUAACGUACAAAUAGUUAAAGAUAUAAUAAAAAUGGACUGUGAUAAUUUGCAAGAAGUAUUAUUGUGCGAGGAUAGCUUUAUGGAUGUACAGUGUUAUGUGAGUGAGAGAGAUGCAAAGUCAUUGUUGGUGGCUGUGAAUUCGCUCUUAAAAGAGAAUUCCGAUGUUAGAUGGACUGAGUUGGAGUGGUUUAUAAAUGCAGUAAAGCAAAUACUAGAAAUUACGACAUCAAACAAAAUACUAAAUCAUUCGGCAGUUUAUGAAGUUUUAAUAAGUUUAUUUAGUAGUUACGUGUACAAUUUCGGCGUUCGCUUCACCAGUGAAAUAUUGAAGCCGAUAUUUUUUAAUACAAUUAAUGAAUUGGAAAACAAAUUGGAGAAAUUACAUACAGUUAAUGUUGACAGCUGUGUUGUUGUUGGAAUAUAUUUAGUUACAAUUUUAACUACGACAGAGAGUUCGCAACAAGAGGAAUUCUUGCAAAAAUGGGUCACCUACAGCAGCAUACGAAGUCUUCCAGCAAAAGUUCUAUCAAUACCGCUAAAAUGGCUCUCCAAGCACCGACCAGACGUUUUAGACUUUUAUUUGCAGUGCCUUCAAAAAUUUUCAGCGACAUCUAGCGCAAGUAUUCGGACUUUUACCGCGUCUCUUCUAAGUGAGCUACUUAAUACGAGUACCGUCAGUGACGCUUGCCUCGAAGCACGGAUGUUGCCAACAAUCACUGCGUUGCUAUAUGAUGAGGACACAUCAGUACGCGAAGCAGCAAUAACUGCAUGGGGGAGUGUCGCUCGGAGCUGCGUUGUUCGAGGUCUUUCAGAAUCUAGUGCGUCCAUACAUUCCCUGUGCUGGCCUCCGUUCGAAGAAUUGUUCAAUACCCGGCCCUUGACAAGUCGGGAGAGUGCGAAAGCGGCGGAAGCUUUAACACUUCUAGUACUGCCUACAGUGGAAAGUCAUGCGGUGUCGGAAAAAGCUGUAUCGUUACUCUGCGGUCUCUGCUAUCGGCAGCUAUCCGCCGAGUGCUUAUCCGCACUAACGCCAGGGUUACAACUCGCCGUGCACCACUGUUCGCAUCAUCCUGCAUUGUUACCGGCAUUACGCAAACUUGACGAAACCGUCCAAUCACAAUCGUCGUUAACGCAGUUCAAGCCCGCAAUAGAAGCCUUGCUUCAUGUGGUGAGCAAUGAACCGAUUCCCUCGCCUCGUCCGGCCUCGAACCUGCACACAGCACAGGAAGUGGGCAGGCGCAUGACGCAGAUGUUCCAACACUCGAAAACUAAUAUCAAUAUACCAAAUAUAUUCAAAAAGAAGACGUAGUUAUGUCAUUUUUGACAUCUGUCAACUUUGGGGCUGUCAAUUAAUCACAUGAUUUUUUUUUUAAUAUUUAACCCCUC